AUGAAAGGUGCAAAUUGGCUCUUCUUCACUAGCUCCUCCUCCAAGCAAGAAGUGAAAGAUAAAGAAAGAAUUUUAGGAUGUGCUUGUCCAAACCAAAGACAUUGUAACAACUUCACAACUAGAGGUUUUGUAACCUAUUUCCACAAAUCUCAGGCAACUAUUGAGAUUCCUGUCUCAGUUCAUAUUUCCACUGAUUUCAUUAAGACUAUCUCUGCUCCCUCUCCAACUGCCACCGUUUUAAUACCAAUCUCUAUUGCUCCAUGCCCACCUGUCUCAAUCGGUGCUUCACGACCUUCACCCAUUUUCACUGAUUCUACCACCACAUCAACAACAACUAUUGAGCCUCUUGUUUCUAUCAAUGCAACUGAUGCGGGGGCAGGAGCAUCAAUUUUUACAACUGUUCAUUCCACACCACCUAUUUCCUUUCUUCGCCAUAAUAACCCAAAUAUGAUUUUCGGUGAUGAUGAUGACUUCGCAGGAUUUACUUGCAGUCCAUUCAACAUCAGGACUAAAAGUGAUGACGAAGCCCUUGUCACGAGAGGGCAACUCAAGGAGAUACAUGAAAAACUGGAGUUCCUGCUUCACGCUACAAAGAUAUCAUCCAUUGAUGAUUAUUCUCAAGCAACUGUAAAGUCCAUUCUUGAGACCCUCACUAAAGAGUACUCCGCCAACCUUGAAAAGAUGAACAAGGUGGUAGAUGCUUCUACCAUAGUCUGCAACAACACAACCGAAAAAUUCGAUAAACUAAUAACUGAUGCUCAAGUUUUCAUUGAGAAGUUCAAGAGAUCCUUUGAGUCCAACAUUGCGAAGGCUAAUGAAGUCAUUUCUAGCGUGGGCUCAACACUUAAAACUAAGAAGAUUCAAGAUGAUUUGGCUAUGGAGAGAAAAAUCAUGGAUGUUCUUUCCAUCAAGAUAGAAAAGGUGAAAGUCUUGACAGUCAAAAUUGUAAAUGCUGAGAAACAAGUCAAUGAUUUGUUAUUUGAGAAAGCUGCUAUGAAAAGCUACAUCGUAGACAUCACUGGCAUGCUUUCAUAUAUCAUUGAGACACGAGACUCAAUGAUUACGAUUAUGGUAAAGAACAAUGUCGCUGAGAGAAAUCACGGAUUCACUAAUGGGAUAAAACAUUUCAUCUACUUUGCAUAA
This is a messenger RNA of Lactuca saligna, 1143 nucleotides long. The record is from the annotation of a GenBank genome assembly. NCBI's taxonomy places the organism in Eukaryota, Viridiplantae, Streptophyta, Magnoliopsida, Asterales, Asteraceae.